GGACGACGUUCUGUUCGGCCGCGUCCGGGGGGUGCUGCCCGGCGUUGUGGAGCAGAAAGAACACUCGAAGGGCUCUCCUGACGUUGACAGUCGACAAUUUAAAACCCUGCUAGAAUUUUCACUGAAUAUAUGCCUUGUUUCUUGGGUCCACGGGAAGCAUGAGCCUGUUGGGACUGGGGACAAGAAGAAAACAAGACAUCUUCACAAGGAAAACCAGACACUAACAAAAAGUAUCCCAAAGUCUGAAGAGAUAGAACUCAAACAUGACCGACAGAGGACUUAGGGAUCCUCCAGAGGACCCUCAAAGGGAAUUGGAAAAUGAUCCAUCAGUAAAUACUCAGGCACAGGAGACUACAGUCACAGCAAGCACCACUGAAGAAGCUCAGACCCCAAACCCUGCCUCUGGUCUUAACAAAGACCACCAAGAGGUAGAAUCAAUUGGUCCAGGAAGUACAGAUACAGAAGAUCAAUCAGAAAGUCCAGACGAAACAGAUUAUGGGACAUAUCCAAAGGAUACAGAAGCUGAGAACAGCCAGAGUUUUGAGGGUGGAGAACAGGGGCAUCAACUCCCUUCAGAAAGUCUGGGUGAAGACCCCGUGGAUCCAGAACGCAACUGUUCUCCAAGUGACAAGGUGGAAAGAAGAGAUGCACACUUAGUGAGCAGCUCUGCAGCCCUCCCUGAACAGGCGAGCGACAGACCCGGAGUUUCACAGGAGCCACCUAUCAGUGACCCUCAGGAUGUCCAGAGUCCUGGUCAUUCCCAUGCAUGUCUGGAGAGCCAGGACACACUGAGGAGGCGACUGCUGGCACCAGAGGUUGAGAAACAUCAAGAAACACAAAAAUUGGAAGAAAACAAAGAGAAUGCACAGGAUACCAUCAGAAAGAUUAAUAAAAAGGAUUUUUUGAGCUAUGGCUCCAUCUUUCUUGGCUUCCUGGUUCUGACUCUUCUCUUGCUAAGUUCUGUUAAUAGCUACUAUUCCUCUCCAGCCCAGCAAGUGCCCAAAAAUCCAGCUUUGGAGGCUUUCUUGGUUCAUUUCAGCCAACUGAAGGAUAAAUUUCCAGGCCAGAGUUCCUUUCUGUGGCAGAGAGGACGUAAGUUUCUCCAGAAGCACCUCAAUGCUUCACACCCCACUGAGCCCGCCACCAUCAUAUUUACAGCAGCUCGAGAGGGAAGAGAGACCCUGAGGUGCCUCGGCCACCACAUCGCGGAUGCCUACACAUCUGCCCAGAAGGUCUCAGCCAUUCAGAUUGAUGGGGCUGGAAAAACCUUACAGGACAGUGAUAAGGUCAAGCAUUCGGUUGACAUGGAGCUGAGCUCUGGAUUUGAGAAGGGCCAGAAGGCUGCUGUGGUCCACCGCUUUGAAUCCCUUCCUGCAGGCUCCACCUUGAUCUUCUACAAGUAUUGUGACCAUGAGAAUGCUGCCUUUAAAGAUGUGGCCCUGGUGCUGACCGUCCUACUGGAGGAGGAAACAUUAGAAGCAAGUGUCGGCCCAAGGGAAACCGAAGAGAAAGUGAGAGAUUUACUCUGGGCGAGGUUUACCAACUCUGACACUCCCAGCUCCUUCAAUCACAUGGAUUCAGACAAGUUAAGUGGGCUGUGGAGCCGUAUUUCCCACCUGGUGCUGCCUGUCCAGCCAGUGAGGAGCAUAGAAGAACAGGGCUGCUUUCUAUAAGCUAAGCGCAGAGCUGGUUAUGGUCGGCAUGGGUUUAUUAAAAAAUCAGUUUAAAAGCCUUCCGUUUAUGUGGAAGGAGUUGAUGAAUGUGAGGAAAUAGCCUGGAAAGCACAAAUGAACUUAUUUUCGAAAAAUUUUCAGUUUUUACUUUUUGUACAAUCUUUCUAAUCUAAGCUUCACAAAGCUAAAAGUUGACCUGACUUUUUUUCCUUGCCUUUCAAGCAAAUCAGGUAUAUAGAACUGACGAAUUUUUUUCAAUCCAGAAAUAGAACAACAGAAUCAUUACAUGGGAAGAUAAUCUUUUAUCUUCAUAGUAACUACAGAGUGAUUUUUGUUUUCUUGAGACUCUAAGGAGCCUUAAAGCAAUCACAGUUAUAAAACAGUGAACAUUUUUUUAAGAAUUGAAAAAAUUCUAAAUAUUUUUAAAAUUUAUUUUAAUAACCUAGUUGUGGGAUUACAUCUUAUACUUUUUUGCACUUUUGGACAGUAUGAAAAAGGAAAUAAGAAUUCAAAUAUUUAUCUAACUAAAUACUAUAUGUAAGGCGCUAUCUUUUUAUUCCGUUAAUGAGCUCUGAGGGAAAAGCAGCUGUGCUCAAGAAAUGUUCUUAAAAAUUGGAAACAAUGGGGGAAUUGUUUAUAAUCACUGCAAAUGAAGAAAUUCCAAUUCGCUGU
Messenger RNA from Hippopotamus amphibius kiboko, 2345 nucleotides. RefSeq names its product torsin-1A-interacting protein 2-like. Gene Ontology annotation, molecular function: ATPase activator activity. The transcript is spliced from 5 exons. The record is from RefSeq and is a predicted model, not a curated record. Bases 264 to 1673 code for a protein of 469 amino acids. Lineage: Eukaryota; Metazoa; Chordata; Mammalia; Artiodactyla; Hippopotamidae. Gene Ontology annotation, biological process: endoplasmic reticulum organization; membrane organization. Gene Ontology annotation, cellular component: membrane; endoplasmic reticulum.